ACCCGAGUCUCUGUCCCAAUCCUAGUAGGUUGUUUGCUAGUUUGGUACACCCACCUACCGGUCCGAGAAUUCUCUCUUCUUCGUCUUCUUUAUUUGCCGUACAGAACUUGUGCCCUGUGUAUCUGCAAUCUAUCUGCUCCACAUCAGUAGCAGUAGCCGUAGCAGCGGGGAGUCACUCAUGGCGGCCGCGUCGCACAAGCCCCUGGGCGCGAUCACCGCCGGCGACCUGGCCGCCGCGGCGCCCGGGACGGACGCCGCCGCGUUCCACGCGGCCCUCCGGCGCGCGCUCGGCGCCGGCGACGCGGACCCCGCCGCCGUGUGGGGGGAGCUCUGCCGGUCCCUGCUCCGCCCGGACGUCCCCUUCGCCAUCCACCGGAUGCUUUACUACGGCUGCUUCGCCGGGCUCCCGUCCCCCACGCCGCCCGCCUGGACCCCCGACCCCGAGGAGGCGGCCUUGACCAAUGUCGGCCGCGUCAUGGAGGCGCGGGGGAGGGAGCUCCUCGGAGACGCGUACCAGGAUCCCAUCACCAGCUUCACUGACCUCUACAAGUUCUCCAACGAGAACCCAGAGGCGUACUGGAAGAUGGUCUUUGAGGAUAUGGGUGUUGAGUUCAGUGUGGAGCCGUCUUGCAUCUGGAGAGAGAGCCAUGCGUAUCCUGGUGGCGAGUGGUUACCGGGCGCAGAGCUGAAUGCUGCCGCCAAUUGCCUGACGGCUAAACCUGGGAGAAGCUCCGAGGAUGUUGCCAUUGUGUGGAGGGAUGAAGGAAAGGAUUCAGAACCUCUCAACUUCAUGACUCUUGAGGAGCUGAGGAAAAAAGUUUGCCAUGUGGCAAAUGCACUUGAUGCACUGGACCUGCCAAAGGGAUCCGCAAUUGCUAUCGACAUGCCUAUGAACGUGAAUGCUGUCGUGAUCUACCUUGCGAUUGUUUUAGCAGGCUAUGUGGUUGUCUCAAUUGCAGACAGCUUUUCUGCACUGGCAAUAUCAACAAGGUUGAAGAUAUCAGAAGCAAAAGCAAUUUUCACUCAGGAUUACAUCCUUCGUGAUGACAAGGAACUGCCAUUGUACAGUAGAGUUGUGGAGGCUAAGGCCCCUAUGGCAGUUGUGAUCUCUGCAAGGGGAUCAUUGCCAAUAAAGGGACUGCGUCUUAACGACCUAUCCUGGCAGGAUUUCCUUGGAAGGGUUAAUGAUACCAAGGUGGAAAGUUAUGCUGCUGUUAAUCAACCUGCCUACGCUUUCACCAAUAUCCUAUUUUCGUCAGGGACCACAGGGGAGCCCAAGGCAAUUCCAUGGACACAUAUGACCCCCCUAAAGGCAGCUGCUGAUGGAUGGUGUCACAUGGAUAUUCGUAAAGGAGAUGUUGUUGCGUGGCCAACAAAUCUUGGUUGGAUGAUGGGCCCCUGGCUUGUAUAUGCCUCCUUACUCAAUGGAGCUUCCAUGGCUCUGUAUAACGGCUCCCCAAAUAGUUCAGGUUUUGCAAAGUUUGUACAGGAUUCUAAGGUGACAAUGCUUGGACUGGUACCCAGCAUCGCUCGUACAUGGAAAAAUACUGAUUGUACAGCUGGAUUUGACUGGUCCUCCAUCCGGUGCUUUAGCUCAUCUGGGGAGGCGUCCAGUGUGGAUGACUAUUUAUGGCUGAUGGGAAGAGCUUGCUACAAGCCAGUUAUUGAGUAUUGUGGAGGCACAGAGAUUGGUGGUGGAUUUGUUACUGGAUCUUUGCUGCAACCUCAAGCGCUGUCUGCAUUCAGCACACCUGCCAUGGGUUGCAACUUGUUCAUUCUUGACAGCAGCGGGAAUCCCUUGCCACAAGAUUCAGUGGGUAUUGGUGAACUCGCGCUUGAUCCGAUUUUAUUUGGAUCAUCAACAACUCUGCUAAACGCUGAUCAUCAGGAAGUUUAUUUCAACGGAAUGCCAGAAUGGAAUGGGAAAGUCCUCCGCAGACAUGGAGAUGAAUUUGAGCGUACUUGUGAUGGAUAUUAUAGGGCUCAUGGGCGCGCAGAUGACACAAUGAAUCUUGGUGGCAUUAAGGUUAGUUCCAUCGAGAUUGAGAGGAUCUGCAACAGAGCAAACGACGCCAUCCUCGAAACAGCAGCUAUUGGGGUUCCGCCAAUAGGUGGUGGCCCUGAACAGCUAACGAUAGCCGUCGUUUUCAAAGACCAGAGCAAACAAGUAGAGGACUUGAACCAGCUGAAACUAGCGUUCAACAUGGCUCUGAAGAAGCUGAACCCCCUCUUCAAGGUCUCUUCUGUUGCCGUGGUUCCAUCGCUCCCUAGAACCGCCUCGAACAAGGUCAUGAGGAGAGUCCUGCGCAAGGAGUUCACCCAAGCAGCACAGGCGAAAAUAUCAAAAAUCUAGAUACUUAGAAAUAUAUUUCUUCCCUGCAAAUGUACCCCACCAAGAAAGAGCUAUACAACAAAGUGUGCAUAUCAUUAUACAUAGGCCCUUCAGAAUCAAGUUGUUUACCUCUAGAAAGGAGGUAUGAGUUGUAUCUAUAUUUCGGAAAAAUAAAUGAGCUGUAUUUCCUGCCAAAGGAUUUCUUCACUUCGUGCCAACUCUCACACAUGAGGUGCUAAUAAAACAUUCAUGAUAUCAUUUUUUCUGAAUA
Molecule: messenger RNA, 2603 nt
Organism: Panicum virgatum (switchgrass)
Lineage: Eukaryota; Viridiplantae; Streptophyta; Magnoliopsida; Poales; Poaceae
Product: probable acyl-activating enzyme 17, peroxisomal
Exons: 14
Coding region: 179-2353 (724 amino acids)
Source: RefSeq, a predicted model, not a curated record